AUGCCAGCUACUCCAGACGUCAUUACCGACGCUGCCCAAUCCCAAAAGUCGGCCCGUGUCAGUGUCGACUUGUCAUCAGUCUUUCGAGAACAGGUCAAGAAGGCAGCAUCACUUGGACAGUUGAAGUCUGACAAGCUAGGUGCGAUGAAAUUCAAUGUCGCUACACUCUGCUCUGGUACCGACGCCCCUAUCCUGGCCUGUGAAGCAUUCCAGGAGGCAUGCCGUGUACUCGAACUCGGCAAUCUUAUCGAGUUCAAUCAGCUAUUCAGUUGCGAAAUCGAACCAUUCAAACAGGCGUAUAUCCGUCGCAACACAAAGACGCCUCUUCUCAUCUUCCGGGACGUUGUUGAGGUUGGAAACCUCAAAUCCACCAGAGCUAUGACAGCCGAUGGCUGCAUGGAAACAGUUCCGACGAAUGUUGAUCUCCUGGUCUUUGGAUCCUCUUGCGUUGAUUUCUCCAACCUAAACAACGCUAAGAAGAAGCAAUAUGGGGACCUCACUGCAGCCUUUGUGGCUAAAUUCACCCAGAAAGUCGUCGAUGGAGAUCCCGACCACGCUUCGCAGCCAGGCUCGGUUGAUCGAGACUUUUUCAAAAUUCUCUUGGAGCACAUGCCUGACGACACUACUACAGCUAGACCCAAGAUUGUCAUUGUUGAGAAUGUCAAGACUGCACCGUGGAACAAGUUUACCAACUUCUAUUUUCCAAAAUGCGGAUAUGCUGCAAAAGCCAUCACCCUAGACAGCAACAACUACGGCGUGCCUCAAACCCGACAGAGAGGCUGGUUGAUAGCUGUUGAUUAUGCGAUCUUCAAAGAGAAGUCGACUGACAUUCUCGAAUCGUGGGCAAAGACGAUGGUACUUCUUCAACAUCCCGAUCGCGUCAACAUCGAGCGAUUUCUCCUGUCUCCGGAGGAUCCGAGAGCCAUUCGCGCCAGAGCUGAAACUCAGGCAAAAGAUGGUGGGAAUCAAACCAGUUGGAUAAGGUCGAAAACUCGACAUGAGAAUGUACGACGGUUCUACAAGAUUCCCGAUGACGCACCAUCCUUGAACCACAUCGAGCAAGUCGGAUCCCGUGUGGCCUACAUGGAGCCUCAUCAGCGCUGUGAUAGGGCGUGGAUUCGCAGCCAGCCCGUUCGUGUAUUGGACAUGAUCGAUAUCGUCUAUGCUAUCGGUCUGACGAGAGACUGCGACAUAACCUACAAGGUAUUGGUUGUGGACCUUAGUCAGAAUGCCGAUAGAGUGCCCAGACUCAAGAUUGAUGGGAAUGAUAUCGGUGGCAUCGGGUGCAUCACUCCAGAUGGCCUACCUUUCUUGACCAACCAGCAACGGCUAAUCACUGGUUGUGAGGCGUUGCAUCUUCAAGGUAUUCCUAUCGACGAUCUGUUGCUGUCCAGUGAGACUCAGGCGCAACUGCGAGAUCUGGCUGGGAAUGCCAUGACUGCAACAGUCGCCAGUGCUUCAAUCUUGUCAAUGAUUGUUGCUCUUGACUCUCAUGCACCCCGAUCCGUCAAGCGAGUGUCCCCUGACACAUGUGAGGACGGCCUUCAGCGAAACUCAUCCGAGGGAAGCAAAGCCCCUUCACAGCCUGAAGGAGAGGUCAUCCUGUGGUCACCAAAGUCGUAUCGUGUGAUCGAUAGCUCAUUCAAAGAUGUCUUUACUUCAGGACGCCGCUACUGCUUCUGUCACGAUACAUUUGCUACGCUACCUGACAUUCGUUAUCUGAGCUCACAGGACAACAAGGAGGGCAUGACGGUGUUGGACCUCUUGAAUGCAAUGCAUUCCAGCAGCCCUAUCUGCUACCUUGAUGGCAUCACAAUUACGGAGGAUAUUACUGUUCACUAUCGUUCGCAGCACAUGCUGCUUCAAGCAGUGGUCUCGAAGCAGGGAACGGCCACGACCGUUACCUGGUACAUCCUGGUCAAUCCAGCAUCAGAUUUGGUCAAACAUCAGAAUAAGGCAUUCGAGCUUGAACAGCCAAUUGCCCGGGCUGUGUGCUUUGCAGAUCUUGAAGGACCGAAGCGCAGCGUCAUGCCAACCCUUCAUGACGAAUGGCAGGUGUGGAAGGCAAACCGGUUGACCUUCAAGAUGCACGCUACACAACAAGAGGGCGUGGACAUUCGGCUCAGGUUCACUGAGGACGCAUUCAACAAAUUGCCCGGAAAUAUUCCUGAGGUAUACCGUGAGAAGAUUUCUCAGGACUUAUUGUCGGAUCUAGGUCUCAAAUACAGCAAGAAGGCGAACUGUGGCACAGCAGAACGAGCGCUUCAUAAAGCCGAUACCACAGACAACUAUCUCUUCAAGGACUGCAGACCCUUCCGGUCCGCUGACAAAGAUCAAUUUGUGAUAGCGCGGGCUCAUCGUCAACUUGAAUCUCGUGAAUACCGGGAGGUCUCGAUGAGAUUUGACCCGAAUGUUCAGUUUCACAAGAAGUUUCCUGCUCAAGUCAAGUCUUACAUCGACGGUCAUUGGAUCCCCAUGGAUAAGAAUUCUAUCAUUCUCGAUACUAAUGACAUCUCGCAUGAAUCCGUUCACGACCUCGCGCCCGGCAAUGGUGAUCAACUGCAGGGGACACAACAAAUUUUCACAGAGGCGGAGGUUCAUGUUGGGUCAAGAGCUUCGUUCAGCAAAGGCGAGGCCACUAUAAACGACAGCGAUCGUACCAUCAUUGCUUUUCAAGCAAAGCUGCGAUAUGAUCCCAACGAUGCGAUUGCACUGCUUAAGGCCGGAUCGCGUCCUCUGGAGGAUGGGUGGUACCGUGUGCGCAAUGGCCGUAUCCCGGCCUUUGCGAAGAGCAUCAAUCUCUUCUUGCUCAAGCUCCCACGUGAAGGAUUCCCUGGCUACAUUCAGGGCCAAGCCAUCGAGUUUCGUCUCGAAGAAGCAACCAAAACUGCUAGAAUGCCGCCCCCCGUACCGAAGGUAGAGUUCGUGGAGCUCAACCCUGACAAGCAGAUCAAGGAGCGAAUCUAUUACCCAUACGAGGACCAGAAUCAGGCACGUUUGCACAUGGACGCGAUGAAGAGUCUUCCUCCGGCACUUGGCGUUACAUUCAAGGCCAAUAAGCAUCGAAGUAUUGAGACCAGAAUUACAGCCAAUCCAGAGCUUCUUAUUCAUCUGGCGCUUCAAAACCUGGCGGACAAUUCUCGGCUUGAUCGUCACAGCGACUUCAUUCGUGAAAAAGCAACUGGCUCCAUUGCUAUUGAUGCUGCGUAUUUGUCGCCCUGCAAGACUUUCCACAGCUUGAGCUCAUUCCUUAAACCGGCGUUUACAGCUGGUAAGGUCCUCUCUCUGAAUGAAGACGGUCUCAAUAUCCCGUACGCCAGGUCUAGAGAGAAUUUGAUUGCGGAACACCUUGAUAAGAUGGAGUCCUUCAAAGAUAACAAAGUCACGCUCGAUCCCGAUCAGGUGAUUGCCCUUGGCAAGAUGAUAUGCCGGGAGCGAUAUGCCGCGCCAUUCGAGGAGAGAGAGUUCUCUGAGUGUUUUUCGCAGGAUCUUGGAGUGUCAGUGAUGGCGACAGUGAGCCGCAAGAACGAUGGGAAAUAUUGGGGCAGCACUGGUGGAGUGCUCGCCCAUGACGUUGGUUAUGGAAAGACUAUUCUAUGCCUUGCGGUCUGCGACUCUCAAUGGGACCACGAUCAACUCAAGAGCAGUAUCCGGCAAUCCCGGGAUUUGACAGAGCGGAGUUAUGAUCAGGACGGCGGACGAGUAUCACAGUCUGUUGAGACUCGCAUUCAUCUGAAAGCUACUCUCAUCGUGGUUCCAGCGACCAUCAUGGACCAAUGGGCAUCUGAGAUCGAUGCUAAACUUCAAUCUUCUUCGCGUCAAUGGGCAGUUGAGUGCAUCAAGACAAUCAAUGACUUGAAGCGUAUCACAAUUCAAAAGAUGAGACAAGCAAACAUCGUGCUGGUCAGCGACAGUUUGUUCAACGAGAAAUAUGUUGAUCUGAUUGCCGGGUUUUCUGGGCAGAAGCGUUUCGGCAAGUACACGGCCAGAAGCUACGAGACCUGGAACCAACGAGCUCGCUCCUCCCUGAGGGACAUCAUCUAG
Phaeoacremonium minimum UCRPA7 is the source of this 4044-nucleotide messenger RNA. RefSeq names its product putative snf2 super family protein. The record is from RefSeq and is a predicted model, not a curated record. The transcript is spliced from 4 exons. Lineage: Eukaryota; Fungi; Ascomycota; Sordariomycetes; Togniniales; Togniniaceae. Gene Ontology annotation, molecular function: ATP binding; ATP-dependent chromatin remodeler activity; methyltransferase activity. The coding region runs from base 1 to 4044 and encodes 1347 amino acids.